Messenger RNA from Tyto alba (common barn owl), 3258 nucleotides. It is a transcript of the gene PFKL, whose product is annotated as phosphofructokinase, liver type. The coding region runs from base 220 to 2562 and encodes 780 amino acids. Gene Ontology annotation, cellular component: membrane; 6-phosphofructokinase complex; cytoplasm. Lineage: Eukaryota; Metazoa; Chordata; Aves; Strigiformes; Tytonidae. Gene Ontology annotation, biological process: canonical glycolysis; fructose 6-phosphate metabolic process; fructose 1,6-bisphosphate metabolic process. Gene Ontology annotation, molecular function: identical protein binding; AMP binding; 6-phosphofructokinase activity. The record is from RefSeq and is a predicted model, not a curated record. The transcript is spliced from 22 exons.
CGUGUCCUGCGGCGGGGCGUGUCCUCCGCGGGAGGGGGCGUGUCCUCCGCGGGAGGGGGCGUGUCCUCCGCGGGAGGGGGCGUGUCUUCUGCGGGAGGGGGCGUGUCCUCCGCGGGAGGGGGCGUGUCCUCCGCGGGAGGGGGCGUGUCUUCUGCGGGAGGGGGCGUGUCCUCCGCGGGAGGGGGCGUGUCCGGCGGCGCCGGUGCCGGGAGCGCAGCGAUGGCGGCGGCGGAGCUGGAGCGGCUGCGGAUGGCGGGGGCCGGCAUGGCCAUCGCCGUCCUCACCAGCGGCGGCGACGCGCAAGGGAUGAAUGCUGCCGUCCGCGCCGUCACCCGUAUGGGCAUCUACGUGGGAGCCAAGGUCUUCCUCAUCUACGAGGGCUACGAGGGCCUGGUGGAGGGGGGAGACAACAUCAAGCAAGCCAACUGGCUCAGCGUCUCCAACAUCAUCCAGCUGGGGGGGACGGUGAUCGGCAGCGCCCGCUGCAAAGCCUUCACCACCCGCGCGGGCCGGCUGCGGGCCGCCCGGAAUCUGGUGGAGCACGGCAUCACCAACCUCUGCGUCAUCGGCGGGGACGGCAGCCUGACGGGCGCCGACAUCUUCCGCUCCGAGUGGGGUGGGCUGCUGGAGGAGCUGGUCCAAGACGGGCAGAUCAGCGAGGAGGUGGCGCGGGAGAACUGCCGCCUGAACAUCGUGGGGCUGGUGGGCUCCAUCGACAACGAUUUCUGCGGCACUGACAUGACCAUCGGCACCGACUCGGCGCUGCACCGCAUCAUGGAGGUGAUCGACGCCAUCACCACCACGGCGCAGAGCCACCAGCGGACGUUCGUGCUGGAGGUGAUGGGCCGCCACUGCGGGUACCUGGCGCUGGUGUCCGGCUUGGCCUCGGGCGCCGACUGGCUCUUCAUCCCCGAAUCCCCUCCGGAGGACGGCUGGGAGGACCUCAUGUGCGAGCGGCUCGGGGAGACGCGCAGCAGAGGGUCGCGGCUCAACAUCAUCAUCAUCGCCGAGGGUGCCAUCGACCGCAGCGGCAAACCCAUCUCCUCCAACUACGUGAAGGAUCUGGUGGUGCAGCGCUUGGGCUUCGACACGCGGGUCACUGUCCUCGGCCACGUGCAGCGUGGAGGGACCCCGUCGGCUUUUGACCGCGUGCUGAGCAGCAAGAUGGGGAUGGAGGCGGUGAUGGCGCUGCUGGAGGCCACGCCGGACACCCCGGCCUGCGUGGUGAGCCUCUCGGGGAACCAGUCGGUGCGGCUGCCGCUCAUGGAGUGCGUCCAGGUGACGAAGGAUGUGCAGAAGGCCAUGGAUGAGAAGAGGUUUGAGGAGGCCAUCCAGCUCCGUGGGAGGAGCUUUGAGAACAACUGGAACAUCUACAAGCUGCUGGCGCACCAGAAGCCGGCGCAGGAGAAGAGCCCCUUCAGCCUGGCCAUCCUGAACGUGGGUGCCCCCGCCGCGGGCAUGAACGCUGCCGUCAGGUCGGCAGUGCGGAUCGGCAUCUGCCGGGGACACACCGUCUACGCGGUGAGCGACGGCUUCGAGGGCUUGUCCAAGGGGCAGAUCCGUGAGGUGGGCUGGCACGACGUGGCGGGCUGGCUGGGACGCGGAGGGUCCAUGCUGGGCACCAAGCGGACGCUGCCCAAGACCUGCAUGGAAAAGAUCGUGGAGAACGUGCGGAAAUUCAACAUCCAGGGGCUGCUGGUCAUUGGGGGGUUUGAGGCGUACGAGGGGGUGCUGCAGCUGGUGGAGGCCCGUGGGCAGUACGAGGAGCUCUGCAUCAUCAUGUGCGUCAUCCCCGCCACCAUCAGCAACAACGUCCCCGGGACCGACUUCAGCCUGGGCUCAGACACGGCCGUCAACGCGGCCAUGGAGAGUUGUGACCGCAUCAAGCAGUCGGCCUCGGGCACCAAGCGCCGUGUCUUCAUCGUGGAGACGAUGGGGGGCUACUGCGGGUACCUGUCGACCGUCACCGGCAUCGCGGUGGGUGCCGACGCUGCCUACGUCUAUGAAGAUCCCUUCACCAUCCACGACCUGAAGGCCAACGUGGAGCACUUGACCGAUAAAAUGAAGACGGAUAUCCAGAGAGGGCUGGUGCUGCGCAAUGAGAAGUGCCACGAGCACUACACCACCGAGUUCCUCUACAAUCUCUACUCCUCCGAGGGCAAAGGCAUCUUCGACUGCAGGAUUAACGUGCUGGGCCACCUCCAGCAGGGAGGAGCCCCGACCCCCUUUGACCGCAACUACGGGACCAAGCUGGGAGUGAAGGCGGUGCUGUGGAUGUCGGAGAAGCUGGAGGAGGUCUACUGCAAGGGGCGCGUGUUUGCUGAUUCGGGUGACUCUGCCUGCGUGAUCGGGCUCAGGAAGAAGGUGGUGGCCUUCAGCCCCGUGACGGAGCUUAAGAAAGUCACUGAUUUCGAGCACAGGCUGCCCCAGGAGCAGUGGUGGCUGAACCUGCGGCUGAUGCUGAAGAUGCUCGCCAACUACCAGAUCAGCCUGACCGAGUAUAUCUCGGGGAAGAUGGAGCACGUCACCCGCCGCACGCUCAGCAUCGAGAAGGGCUUCUAGUCCCACCACCAGCCUGAGCCGUAGCCCCCCUCCGCAUCCUCUCCACCCCCACGUGCUGCUCGGGGAGCACCGGGUCCCCCCCUGUUCUCAGCAGCCCUGUAGCUUUGCCAUUGACCCCUUAAAGCAGGCAGAGCCUGGUCUCGGCUCCCCCAAACGGUACAAUCCUGCCCCAAAUUGCUGGUCCAGGGUCUGAUCCCUGUGCAGAUGCAGAAAAGAGGUGUUGCUAGAGUCCAGUUGGGCAGCCCAGACCCUUAAUCGUCCCUUAAGAGUUUAUUCCUAUUAUUUAAUGAUGGGGUAUCUUGAUUCCUUAUUAAGCGGCUUGACCGCCUGAGCCAACUGCUGCUUUUAGUCGCCUGCCCCGUGUGUGGGAGGGGAGUUGAGGAGGACGUGGUGCUGUUCCAGAGGGGGUAGGGGCUGGUCCCGGGCGGGGGUGGCUUUUGGCUGCUCCAGUAGUCCCAGUAACACUCCAUCCUCCCGUGGGGUUUGCCCAGUGGGGCGUCUCGAGGGCUCAGCGCAGAGCACGAGCCCCUCUUCCCCGGCUCCCUUGCAUGACGCUUGGCCGCGACCGUCCCCCACGCGGCCCCGGGUGCCGUGCCUGUCACCUCACCGCUGCUCUGUGACACCCCCCCCCCCCAAAUCUUGUACCAUUCGCAGCGCUGCUCUCCUCCUCUAGAGAUAAAACCCGCUGGAGCCAAA